AUAUAUAAGAGUUAUAUAAGAGUAUAACAUGGUUUAGAUCUUUGGCAGCACUGGUACUCACUGGCUAACUGGAAGAGUGCAGCGAUGGCUUCCUCCCACCACUGGGAUUCCUGCGUGAUGAACGGCAGCUCCAUCAGGCCGAGGAGGAAGAUCAGCUGACCGGCAGUCAGGGCCACGGUCGCCAUCAGGUUGCAGGCUCGCAUCAUGUCGAACUGCACUGGAGUGACCGGGAGAAGAGUUUUCAUUUCUGACGGACACAUGCCAAAGUACCCAGGAUGCUUCAGGAUGCCACGUUACAGUGAGAGUCACAGUGAAAUCCGCUGCCACUGAAUACACUGAAUAAAGAUGGACUCUCAGAGUCACCAGCCAACUUCAGAUGAACUUCAGACACGACUUCAAGCUCUCAAAGAAGAAAAUCUUCAACUGUAUGACAGAAAUGAACGCCUCUUUGCCAAAGUGGGCUACCUGGAGGGCAGACUGGGCCACCUGGCCAGCUCUAACACAGACCUGUCCUGCAGGCUGGUCCACAGCCAAGAGGACAAACUCAAGAUAUCGAAGGAGCUUGUGGACGAGAAAAUCCAAAGCAACAAGAUGAGAGAGCACUUUGAACAAGAGACCUUUGAGCUGAAAAACAAGGUAUUGAACCAAGACAGCGUGAUAACAGAGCUGGAAAUGGAGCGAGACAAAUUAUCUCAGGAGCUUCAGUCGGCUCACGCUCGUCUGAAGGUGGGAGAGAAGAGCGGUCAGGACCUGACAGAGGAGUACGCCACUCUGAGGAAGAGCUACCAGGUUCUGGCCCAGGCCCACAAUAAAGAGCUGAGCCAGAGUGAACAACUGGGCGCUGAGCUGCUGGCACUGGCCCGGGCCCAGGACGCCCUCCGCAGGCAGCUGAAGGAACAGCAGCGGAGUGUCGACACCACCACUGAGGGCCUUCAUGGAGAGCUGGAGAGGGUCCGAGCACUGAUUAGUGGCAUGUCCCGGAACAGGGUCAAGCCUGAUGAUUUGGCAGCUUUGGACAAGGAGCAAAAAACUCUUCUCGGAAACCAAGAUGAGAACAAGGAAAUGCUGGAGAAAAUGAGGCGUGUUCACCAGGAGCAGCAGAAGAAGCUGGAGGAGAAAGUGGCGGCGGUGGGUAAAGAGCACCAGGCGAGCAGGAUCGUGAUCCGUCAGAGCCAACAGAAACUCUCUGAGCAGAAAUCAGCCCUGAUGUUCUCUCAGAGCCAAGUGAAGGAGGUGGAAGACGAGAACUCAAAGCUGCAGCUUCAAGUCAAAGAGCUAAACCAGGAGUAUCGUGCACGACUGGUGUGCUACAUCCAGGACUUAGCUCUGUACAUCGAUGGACUAGGAGACGGUCAAACCCCAGGAGGAGCUAAGAUGAGGGAGUCUGUGGAAAACAUGCUGCGAGACGUGCGUUCGUCUUACAGGGUCAGAGAGGAACAGCUGGUCUCUGCGGCUCGCUCCUAUAAAAAGAGACUGCAGAAGAUCACCACGACCCAUCAGGCUGUGCUCAUGGCAUACAGGGUUCAGAGGGAGCAGAUCUUGUCCAGAGCAGACAGCAGCUUUGACCCUGGACCUCCAGAGGCCUCUUUCAACCCGGAGCUCAUUGAGCUGAGAGAUGAAACUGAGAGGGAGCUUCAUCAACUCCGUGAGGACAAGGCGAGGCUGGAGGUUCAGCUGCAGGCCGCCCGGGAGCAGGUGGCCGCCGUAAAAUUGCCUGUUCCUAAUAUCAGCUGUCAUGAAGCGGCAGCAAAACUGGAGCAGAUGAGUGAGGAGUCGUGGUCGAACAUCAGGACGCAGCUGAAGGAGAUCACAGCCUCGACACUAGUGAAGUCUGAGAAGGAGCGAGCGCUUCUCCUCACCAGGGCAGCGGUGGCGGAGGCGCAGGUGUCAGAGCUGCAGGACUACAUUGACAACCACCUGGGCAGGUAUAAACAAGAGAUCGCACAUCUCCACAGACGGCAUGGGAAAAAGGAGGCAGGACGUUGUUGCCAAAGCGCUAAUUCAGCUCUCCAUGAAUAGACUAGAACUUUAUUGUCCAGCUGGAGAAAGACAACUGUCACCAUCAGGGCCUUGGAGAGCCUGGUAUGAUGAUGAUGAUGAUGAUGAUGAUGAUGAUGAAGAAUAUAACACCUAAACACUCUCUGGUAGUGAGACGUCUAAUCGCUGCUUCACCUUCACUGCUGAUGGUGUUGGAGUCCAGUGCCAGGCGGGCGGUCCAGUCCCCUCUCAGCUCGUAGCGGAAGGACGCGAUCCGCCUGCUGAUGUCCUGGUGGGGCGUAGCUUGCAGGAACAGCGCCACCUUCUCGCCGGGCAAGCGGCUGAAGCACCGGACCCUGGGCGGGGGCGAGGUCUCGAGGCGGUCCCCGACCAGCAGCUCCAGGACCCCGUCCCUCUCCAGGUAGAGCUGGGCCCCGUGGAACUGCUCCGAGGGCUUGACGCAGGCGGUGAUGAGGCCCGAGCUGCUGCCGGCCCCGGGCCCCACGGCCACAGAGGGGAGGCGAGGUGAGAGGGUGAGACGCAGGGCGCCUUUGGGGUACAGCC
This is a messenger RNA of Solea senegalensis (Senegalese sole), 2541 nucleotides long. RefSeq names its product coiled-coil domain containing 78 (gene ccdc78). The record is from RefSeq and is a predicted model, not a curated record. The transcript is spliced from 17 exons. The coding region runs from base 346 to 2019 and encodes 557 amino acids. Gene Ontology annotation, cellular component: cytoplasm. Lineage: Eukaryota; Metazoa; Chordata; Actinopteri; Pleuronectiformes; Soleidae.